AUGCCUAACAGCGUCCGAGCCAGUCCGCCAAGAGACGCAGAUGAUGCGCCAUCCGAGAAGCGUCUCCGUCGAUCCUCUCGUCGUGCCACGUCCACCAUCGUCGUCAAGGCCCCGGAAGCUUCCGCCGACAGCUCGUCCACGAGCAGCCUGAACGAGCCACGACGGAACCCCAAGCGCAAGGCCGCCGAGGCAGCAACCGAGGCCUUGAAUCUGCCCGACAAUCUGUUGGACGAGGCGCUACGGCCUCUCACAGCGGCAGACGUCGAAGAGUGGGAUGGCUGGGUCGAGCUUGAAUCUGAACCUGCAUUCUUCAACACCAUUCUGCAUGAUCUAGGGGUCAAAGACGUCAAAGUGCAGGAACUCUUCAGCAUCGACCAGAGCUGGCUAGACACACUUCUAAAACCGAUAUAUGGCUUGAUCUUCCUCUUCCAGUACACGCCAGAUGUAGAUGAAGGCGAAGGCGAAGAGGAAACAGGUUCGCUAUGGUUCGCAAACCAGACUACCAACAACGCCUGCGCUACAUUCGCCUUGCUCAAUAUCGUCAUGAACGCCCAAGGCCUCGAACUAGGCGACCAACUCCGCAAAUUCAAGGAAGCAACCAAAGACAUGAACACGGUGCUACGAGGCCACGAAAUCAGCAACAACAAGUUCAUGAGAAGCAUCCAUAACGCAUUCACCAGGCGCAUGGACCACCUCAACGCCGACCUGUGCUUGGAAAACGCCGUGUCGGACACCAAGUCGAAGAAGGCCAAGACAGGGUCCCGCACCACCAAGAAAGCGAGCAGGAAGAAGCGAGUCGACGACGAUUAUGGAUUCCAUUUCAUCGCCUAUGUGCCUGUCGAUGGCUACGUCUGGGAGCUGGAUGGGCUCCGGAGCAAGCCACACCGGAUAGGACGCAUUGGAUCCGACGAAACAUGUUGGACAAACAUUGCUCGUCCCCAAAUCGAGGGUCGAAUACUACAGUACGAAGAGAGCCAAAUAUCAUUCAACCUCCUCGCCCUGUGCCGACGCCCCGUCACCCUCCACGCCCGCUCCAUCGUCGAAGCAGCCGCGUCAAUAGCCCUCCUGAAAGAGCACAUGAAACACGAUGACAAUUUCACACACCUAGUCGACAAACAGCCGCCCGUCUUGGACGUCGAAAACCCAGCCGAAUUGGCCGAGUUCAAUCUGCGCCCAUCCGACUUUCAGAACGCAAAACUGGGCGAGACCCUGCAGGCCAGGAUAUCUCGUGCUGCAUCUGGUUCUGAUGAGGCUUGGGAUCUGUAUAAGCAGCUUGUCGUCGACCUAAAGGUCGCAAUUGGGGAGUACAGAGCCGAGAUGAUUUCGCUGGCUGUUGAUGAGCAGCGAGUCAAGGAUCGCAAGAAGGAUUACGGACAGGCCCUGCACAGAUGGGUGCAGAAACUCGCAGAAAAGGGCGUUCUGCAGGAACUGAUUGAGAAUUCCUAA
Trichoderma citrinoviride is the source of this 1446-nucleotide messenger RNA. Its product is annotated as cysteine proteinase. NCBI's taxonomy places the organism in Eukaryota, Fungi, Ascomycota, Sordariomycetes, Hypocreales, Hypocreaceae. The record is from RefSeq and is a predicted model, not a curated record. The transcript has 5 exons. Gene Ontology annotation, cellular component: cytoplasm. The coding region runs from base 1 to 1446 and encodes 481 amino acids. Gene Ontology annotation, molecular function: cysteine-type deubiquitinase activity. Gene Ontology annotation, biological process: ubiquitin-dependent protein catabolic process; protein deubiquitination.